CUAUUAGGACACUAGCAUGUGCUUGCAUGUCUCUCUCUCUCUCUCUCUCUCUCUCUCUCUCUCUCUCUCUCUCUAUCUCUCCCUCUCUCUCUUGCGUCUGUUGCUAACUUCAGUGCUCUUCUUUCUCUUCGUGCGCACAGUAAAUCAGAUAUAUAGGCUGCGCAGCGCGUUUCCAGCUCAUCAAACAGAUCUCUGCUCUGUUCUCUCCAGCUCACCUCACCUGCUGCCUGCAUGCUGUCGAUAUAUUAUGUAUUACCCAAGACCCAGACAGUGGACUUUGCCUCCUCAUUGCAGUCAUUCGCAUACUACUGCAAGCACUUCCUCUGACACAGUUGGGCCUACAAUUCAGUAGUCUGUUAAGCCAGGACCUCGCUUGAGUUCUCCAGAAUGAGCUCCUCCACUGGUCCGGCCCCAGCGUCAGCCUCCCCUGUCCAGGCCAAUCGAGGGAACUCGCCUAACAUCUUACCACUUCUGUACACGUCCCAGCUCGGCAUGGACAGCCAGACCAUCUGCAUUCCAUCUCCGUAUGUGGAAGCCUGUCAGGAUUAUUCACCACCGCACGGGGGAGAGAUCAGCCACGGAGCCUUAACGCUCUACAGCCCCGUGUCCUCACCAGUGCUGGGGUACACUCAUCCUCCUGUGUCCGAAAGCCUGGUCCCUUUAAAUUCAGCAAUCUUCUGGCCUCCCCACCCCACACACUCUACGCCGUCUCUGCACUGCCCGUCUCCACUGGCCUACAGGGAAACACAUGCACACACCACCUGGGAGGACGCCAAGACACACAUUAACCAGAGCAGUUCUGUCCUUACUCAUGCAAAGCUGUUAGGGCAGCAACUGGAUGGUGAUGAUGGCUUGAAUCCCUCACCAGGCAUUUUGGGUAAAGGAGACACACACUUCUGUGCGGUGUGUCAUGACUACGCCUCUGGGUAUCACUAUGGUGUCUGGUCAUGUGAGGGGUGCAAGGCUUUCUUCAAACGGAGCAUUCAAGGUCACAAUGAUUAUAUUUGUCCAGCCACCAACCAGUGCACCAUUGACAAGAGCCGACGCAAGAGCUGCCAGGCCUGUCGACUCCGCAAGUGCUAUGAAGUGGGCAUGAUGAAGUGUGGUGUGAGACGGGAGCGCUGCAGUUACCGAGGUGGACGUCAUCGUCGCAACCCCCCAAUCAGAGACAGCUCAGGUGGGGCGAUAGGGGUCAGAGGUCAUUCCGAGCCUCAUUUAGAAUUUCCCCUCAGUCCCACUCAUCCACUCUUCCCUUUGGGGGACAGAGCUGAGGGGUGUGGCCAGAACCUCUCCCCAGAGCAGUUGGUCAACUGUAUUCUGGAGGCGGAGCCUCCUCAGAUUUACCUGAGAGAGCCAAUAAAGAAGCCGUACACGGAGGCCAGCAUGAUGAUGUCACUAACCAACCUUGCUGACAAGGAACUGGUGCUCAUGAUCAGCUGGGCGAAGAAAAUACCAGGUUUUGUGGAGCUGACUUUGCCAGAUCAGGUGCAUCUGUUGGAAUGCUGCUGGCUGGAUAUAUUGAUGUUGGGACUGAUGUGGAGAUCCGUGGAUCAUCCCGGGAAACUCAUCUUCUCACCCGAUCUCAAACUCAACAGGGAUGAAGGGACCUGUGUUGAAGGCAUCAUGGAGAUCUUUGACAUGCUGCUGGCCACCACCUCCAGAUUCAGAGAACUGAAGCUUCAGAGAGAGGAAUACGUCUGCCUUAAAGCCAUGAUCCUUCUCAACUCCAGUAACUGUUCAAGAUUGCCACAGACUCCUGAAGAUGUGGAGAGCCGUGGGAAGGUUCUGAGGCUGCUGGACUCGGUGACUGAUGCUCUAGUUUGGACCAUCUCCAGGACAGGCUUGUCCUCACAUCAACAGUCCAUCCGGCUCGCCCAUCUCCUGAUGCUGCUCUCACAUAUUCGUCACCUCAGCAACAAAGGCAUCGAGCAUCUGUCAACCAUGAAGAGAAAAAAUGUGGUGCUGCUGUAUGAUCUUCUGCUGGAGAUGCUGGAUGCCAACACAUCCCAGAGCAGCCGGAUGCUAGCGGCUCACACGAAAGCCUCUCUCCGGAUGGACACACAACAGACCACAGAGAUCCUCCACACAUCCAAACAGCAGCCUGCAUUGAAAGAGAGCAACCAGGAGACCCGACACAGUCCACAAGCUGAAGAGACAGUGGAUAAGACAUUAUAUCGAGUGGACGUGGACACAGACUGACAAUAUGCCUUUUGUGGGAUAAAAUCUCCCAGCAUGCAGCAUCGGAUAUGAAUCCAAUUUCUAAGCCACUUGCGUAGGGUCGUGGGGGUUUCAAAGCAGACCUGGAAAAAAUAAACCCUUAGAUGACCAAACAGGGCUUUCAAAUGGCACUCAUUGCCCUAAUCCCUUCGAAGGGUUUACUGCGAAGGGAUGAAAAAAACUGUUCCUUGCAAACCACUUCUGCAUCAUUUUGAAAUCAAAAGUCAUCAUCUGCAUCAAAGUGUCCAUCAGUUGUACCUGUUGAAAUCCAUCAUUCCGAUAUGUCCUUCAGAAGUGGAUUUAUCUCAUUUAGAAUGCAGCAUGAAAUAAUUUUCUAACAUUUUCCCACACACUCCAUAUUUUGUCAAUGGCUGGACAAACACAAUCCCAAACGAAUGUGAUUGGUUGAGCCAAUGCCACUAUUGAGCAGGCUGAGACGCUCAAAUUAACAGGAUGUUAAUAGCUCCACUGUGUUUAGGUUUUGGGGAAUUAACCUAAUUUAAAGCUUAAAACAGGAAAAAAUAUACUGACGACACACUGACACAACAGUACGUUUCUACAGCUACCAAAACUAAAUUCAUUUGAUUGUAUUCAGCUGCAUAAUAAAUAAAUAUGUGGGAAAUAAACAAGUGGACACGUGCAUAUUUGUACAAUGUUUAUUUGUAGGAAAACUGAAACCACAAACAUCUUUAUAUCGUCUUCAACCAGUGUUUGACAUUGGCAGUGCAAGGUUUGCUGCAAAAUAAAUUCGUCAUAAAGUGUA
This is a messenger RNA of Carassius gibelio (silver crucian carp), 2980 nucleotides long. RefSeq names its product estrogen receptor 2b (gene esr2b). Lineage: Eukaryota; Metazoa; Chordata; Actinopteri; Cypriniformes; Cyprinidae. The coding region runs from base 388 to 2199 and encodes 603 amino acids. The record is from RefSeq and is a predicted model, not a curated record. Gene Ontology annotation, molecular function: nuclear estrogen receptor activity; nuclear receptor activity; zinc ion binding. The transcript has 11 exons. Gene Ontology annotation, biological process: regulation of DNA-templated transcription; cellular response to estradiol stimulus; estrogen receptor signaling pathway. Gene Ontology annotation, cellular component: nucleus.